AUGGUAACAACAAAUAUAAAUAACAAUAAAUCAAUUAAUAUAAUUAGUAAAGAUAUAACUUAUUUUAAUAAUAAUAAUAAUAAUAAUAAUAAUAAUAAUAAUAAUAAUAAUAAUAUUUUUUUAUUAAAUGAAAUUAAUAAUCAACAAGAUAGAAUAAAUCAAUUAAGAAUCGACGAUGAAUUUAUAAAUAACUAUCAUCACACUCACCAAGAAACAAUAAAUACAAGGGGUAGAAGGUUUUUUAAAUUUUUAUUAAAGUUUAAUAAAAAAAAAGGUUCAAAUAGUGAUACAAUCCAAGUUCACUUUUUUACACCUUACUGGUAA
Molecule: messenger RNA, 324 nt
Organism: Dictyostelium discoideum AX4
Lineage: Eukaryota; Evosea; Eumycetozoa; Dictyosteliales; Dictyosteliaceae
Exons: 1
Coding region: 1-324 (107 amino acids)
Source: RefSeq, a predicted model, not a curated record